Molecule: messenger RNA, 1998 nt
Organism: Durusdinium trenchii
Lineage: Eukaryota; Dinophyceae; Suessiales; Symbiodiniaceae
Source: the annotation of a GenBank genome assembly
AUGCCUACCCCAAGUGCUUUGCGCAUUGCCUUGGAAGAGCCCCAUGGCCUCCCCGAUGCGGAGGCCUUGACCCGCGCGGAACUGGAGUGGUUGCGUCGUGAGUUCCAAGUGGAAGUGGAGAAGUUGGCGGCCCGAGUGAGCGCUCUGGAAGCUUGCGACGGGGACAGUUUGCCCGAGCCGACGAUCAUUGAGUGCAACCAGACCCCGACAGUGGAAGAUGAAGUGGAGGAUGGUGAGGUUGCAGUGAAAGAUCUGGAGAGUUCCGUGCACUUCGACGAGAGUGCGUGGACCUAUCCAAUUGUCCUGGGACUGAUGGACAUCCGAACGCUGGAUGUGAUCUUCUCCCUGCUGCUGCUCUUGCUGAACUUUGGUAUGCAGGUGAUGUUUUCGAUCAUCAUCGUCACCCCAGAUUUCAUGGGCGAGGACUUUGUGAAUAAGAUCACUGUGGCACGGCAGUGGCGCACCAGCUUCGCCCAUGACUACCGGCAUGUGGACCUGUCUGCCACCAGCCUGGUGACGCGUGUUUGCGCGGGCGAUGGCUCCUUGAUCCUGGCGACGACCCAGGCGACCUUGAUCACACACAUCAAUAGCUACAUGAGCCUGGACAAGGAUCAGUUUGAUGCUGGCUUCUUCCCGAUUGGGAUCCUGCUAUGCAUGCUGUGUAUCCUUCUUUGGGCUUUGUGCGUCUACAAGGAGCUUCGGAACACGUGGCAGUCCCUGGAGGCCGUGGCCCAGCUGCCGCGAAACCAGCUGACGGUCAUUCGAGACGGCCACAUUUGCAGCAUCUCUCACGGUCGCUUAAUGGCGAUCAUCGCCACCUACUUCACGCGCUUCGCCAUCGCCCUGGUGCUUCUGAUAGCUGGAGUUCACUGGCUGGCACGGACCACGUCAAUAGCAGAUUUGAUGCUGAAUGCAGUGGCCUUGAAUGCGAUUCUCGAUGUGGAUGAGUUCCUGUUUGCCGGAUUCUCACCUAUGUCCGUGCAGGUGGCGAUUCGGACUCUGGAGCCUUUGAAAGUGCGCUGCACCUCACGGCGGAGUCAGAGCGAAUCGGUGGCAUUGUUGAUGCUCUUGGCGGGCACCUUGUUGCUGCCCUACUUUGGGCUCCUCCAACCUUUGGGGGAGACCAUGCUCAUGGUGAAGAAGGAGCUCUGCGGCGGCAACCAAACCUUCGUGGUGGGGCAGAACUCUGAUACGCAGAUGAUCCUCGGCUAUGUGACGGCGGGCGAGCGGAACCAGGAGCCAAGCCCAUUGGAAUUGGCUGUGAGCGUGCACAAGUUCCAAGAUCCUGUGGAGCUUCCGCAAUAUAUCCAUUUCGUGGCCUCGCCCGAUUUCGAUACUGCGAGAACACGGACCAUGUUGGCGGAAACCUUGGAGUUCAAUCUCUGCAUUGAGCCUGCAAUCCUGCGACCGGGUGGGGCCUUCUACCAAGAUCCAGUGUUCAUGGGCCGCGUUUCGGCACGCUUGGCCAUGGCUGGCGCAGCCUUGGGGCGAAAGGAUGUGACGACAUGCGAAGAGCUUCAAGAGUUUUGUGACACAGGAGACGCGCGACUGUUACGCUUUAUUUGUAGCGACACGUGCGGGUGCACCGAUCCGGCGGCGCCGUCCUGGUUUCGGACACCCGCGUGGGGCUGCUCAGACACCUGCACCCAACUGGCCAUGGAGAGGAUCGGUGAUUGCCGAGAUGCGCCCAUCGAUGAGAGAUGGCAUCAGUUCUGGGAUGGCUAUUUGCCCGCCCUGGAAGCGGUCUAUGGUGUUGGCCUCUCUGGCUCCCAGGCCGUGGUCCUACGGGUCGAACAGGUGCUUAGAGCCAUGAAAGCUGGAGGAUGUCCCACUUUGAAGGACCCCCAGUUGGGCUUUGAGAUUGGAGGGCAGAGAAGUUGGUGUCAGGGUGACCCGGACCUCUACCGGCCCUUGGCCUGGAAAUGUCCCGAGACCUGCGGCUGCUUAGCGGCGAACCCUCCAAGCUACUGCCCGGUCUGCAGCAACUCCGCGGGGUGA